Molecule: messenger RNA, 2739 nt
Organism: Octodon degus (degu)
Lineage: Eukaryota; Metazoa; Chordata; Mammalia; Rodentia; Octodontidae
Gene: Icam5
Product: intercellular adhesion molecule 5
Exons: 11
Coding region: 1-2739 (912 amino acids)
Biological process (GO): cell-cell adhesion
Cellular component (GO): membrane
Molecular function (GO): integrin binding
Source: RefSeq, a predicted model, not a curated record
AUGCCAGGGCCUUCGCCAGGGCUGCGCCGGGCGCUACUCGGCCUCUGGGCUGCCCUGGGCCUGGAGAUCCUCGGCCUCGCAGCGGUCGCGCAGGAGCCCUUCUGGGCGGACCUGCAGCCUCGCGUGGCGCUCGUGGAGCGCGGGGGCUCGCUGUGGCUGAAUUGCAGCACCAAUUGUCCUCGGCCUGAAAGAGGUGGCCUGGAGACCUCGCUGCGCCGCAACGGGACCCAGCGGGGCUUACGCUGGCUUGCGCGACAGCUGGUGGACAUCCGCGAGCCUGAGACCCAGCCAGUGUGCUUCUUCCGCUGCGCGCGGCGCACACUGCAGGCGCGCGGGCUCAUCCGCACUUUCCAGAGACCGGAUCGCGUAGAGCUGGUGCCGCUGCCUCCCUGGCAGCCGGUGGGUGAGAACUUCACCCUGAGUUGUAGGGUCCCAGGAGCCGGACCCCGCGGGAGCCUCACGCUGACCCUACUACGGGGAGCCCAGGAGCUGAUCCGCCGCAGCUUUACGGGGGAGCCGCCCCGAGCGCGGGGUGCGGUGCUCACAGCCACGGUGCUGGCGCGCAGGGAGGAUCAUGGCGCUAAUUUCUCCUGCCGCGCGGAGCUGGACCUGCGGCCUCACGGCCUGGGGCUGUUUGAAAACAUCUCGGCACCCAGACAGCUUCGAACCUUCGACUUGUCUCCAGAGCCCCCGCGUCUCCUUGGUCCCCGGCUCUUAGAAGUGGGCUCAGAAAGGCCGGUGAGCUGCACUGUGGACAAACUCUUUCCCGCCCCUGAAGCUGGGGUUUACCUCGCUCUGGGAGACCAGAGGUUGAAUCCUAAUAUCAUCCUGGAGGGGGACACCCUCAGGGCCACUGCCACAGCCACCGGUAGCACAGAGCAGGAGGGCUCCAGGCAGCUGAUCUGCAGAGUGAACCUAGGGGACGAAAGCCGCCAGGCCCAGGAGAACGUGACCGUCUAUAGCUUCCCCGCGCCUCUCCUGACUGUGAGCGAGCCCAGCGCCUCUGAGGGGCAGAUGGUGACAGUCAUUUGCACAGCUGGGACGCAAGCUCUGGUCACCCUGGAGGGAAUUGCAGCUGCCGCUCCAGGACAACCCGUGGAGCUCCAGCUCAAUGCGACCGAGAACGAUGACGGGCGGGGCUUCCUCUGCUAUGCCACCCUCGAGGUGGAAGGGGAGAUGCUUAGCAAAAACGACAGCACCGAGCUGCGUGUUCUCUAUGCCCCCCGGCUGGACGACUCCGAUUGUCCUCGAAACUGGACGUGGCCCGAGGGCCCUGAGCAGACGCCGCGCUGCGACGCCCGAGGGAACCCGGAGCCUUCCGUUCACUGUGCGCGGCCCGAUGGCGGGGCGGUACUGGCGCUAGGUCGGCCUGGCCCUGUGACCCGAGCACUGGCGGGUACCUACCGCUGCACAGCCGCCAAUGCUCAGGGGACGGCCGUCAAGGAAGUGACGCUGACUGUGGAGUACUCACCAGCCCUGGACAACGUGGGCUGCCCGGAUCGCCUGACUUGGGUGGAGGGAACGGAGGCAUCACUGAGCUGUGUGGCACAUGGGGUCCCAGCCCCCAACGUGAGCUGCGUGCGCUCUGGGGAGGCUGAUGCCGUGGAGGGGUUGCUGCGUGUGGCCCGGGAGCACGCAGGCACCUACCACUGUGAGGCCACCAACGCGCAAGGUUCUGCGGCCAAAACUGUGGCCAUCACGGUGGAAUAUGGCCCCAGCUUUGAGGAGCCGGGCUGCCCUAGCAACUGGACAUGGGUGGAAGGAUCCGGGUCGCUGUUCUCCUGUGAGGUGGAUGGGAAACCACAGCCCAGUGUGGAGUGCGCAGGCUCGGAAGAUGCCAACGAGGGAGUGGUGUUGCCGCUGGAUUCCUCCAAACCCAGACCCAGAGGCCCCCCUCUCCCUAGUGACCUGCCACCCGGGGUCUACCUCUGCAAUGCCACCAACCCCCACGGCUCCUCGGUCAAAACCGUGGUCGUGAGCGCGGAGUCGCCGCCCCACAUGGAUGAGUCCACCUGCCCCAGUCACCAGACAUGGCUGGAAGGGGCUCGGGCUGUUGCGCUAGCCUGCUCUGCCCGGGGCCGCCCGUCUCCCCGCGUGCGCUGCCUGCGCGAGGGCGCACCCCGGCCAGAGAGGCCGCGCGUGUCCAGGGAGGAUGCGGGGACCUACCGCUGUGAGGCCACCAAUGCGCACGGCACAGACUCUCGGACUGUCACCGUGGGCGUGGAAUAUCGACCGGUGGUGGCUGAGCUGGCUGCCUCUCCCCCCAGUGUGCGGCCUGGGGGGAACUUUACCUUGACCUGCCGCGCAGAGGCGUGGCCUCCGGCACAAAUCAGCUGGCGCGCACCUCCCGGGGCUUCCAACAUCGGCCUGUCCAGCAACAAUAGUACGCUGAGUGUGGCAGGCGCCAUGGGCAGCCAUGGCGGCGAGUACGAGUGCGCAGCCACCAACGCGCAUGGGCGUCACGCACGGCGCAUCACAGUGCGCGUGGCUGGUCCCUGGCUGUGGGUCGCCGUGGGCGGUGCGGCAGGGGGCGCUGCGCUGUUGGCCACGGGCGCAGGGCUGGCUGUGUAUGUGCGCUCCACUGCGUGCAAGAAGGGCGAGUACAACGUGCAGGAGGCCGAGAGCUCGGGCGAGGCCGUGUGUCUCAACGGCGCAGGCGGCGGCGCCGAGGCAGGGGACACCAUCGCGGAGUCCCCGGCCGGGGGCGAGGUCUUCGCCAUCCAGCUGACGCCCGCGUGA